This is a messenger RNA of Octopus bimaculoides (California two-spot octopus), 3085 nucleotides long. Its product is annotated as protocadherin alpha-3. The record is from RefSeq and is a predicted model, not a curated record. Lineage: Eukaryota; Metazoa; Mollusca; Cephalopoda; Octopoda; Octopodidae. Gene Ontology annotation, molecular function: calcium ion binding. Gene Ontology annotation, biological process: homophilic cell-cell adhesion. Gene Ontology annotation, cellular component: plasma membrane.
CAUACACACAGACACACAGGCACAUAUACAUGACGAUUGAGCUAGUAUAGAGACAUGCACAGAUGACAGGCAGGCAGGCAGGCAGGCAGACAUAUACACACUAGCUCACAGGUGCUUACACGCACUCAUACACACGAACACGAAAGCACAUUCAUGUACACAUACUACACAUUUACACACCGGCACAUGUGCGCUUACAGACACACAGACACAUAGACAAAUGCUAGUACUUAUAUAGACCACAGAUAUUUAUCAACGGUUGCACUUACUCACACUUCAGAUAUAUCUAUCAAUAUAACAUGAUGCUGUAGCAGUAGUUAGAGCAGACUUCACUGGGAGACAUGGAUUACAGAUACAGCUAUUCAAGGAAGCUGUUUUUUUCUUUUAAUAGUUUGGCACUUUACUACAAAGAUCACUGAAGGUAUAGAAAGACAGUUUCAAGAUGUGUACUGAAAUUCUUUUAAAGUAAAAACACAGUAAAAAAUUACCAAGAAUCAUUUAAUAUUUUGAUUUAGAAUUAAUGGAGGAUAUGUUUGUCCAUAUUUUUGUAGUUUCCACCUUCCUUCACAGUUGUUCUAGUGUGGACUUAACUUACUAUGUGGAGGAAGGCAAACUACCAGGGACAUACUUAGGCGACAUUGCCACUGAUGCACAGGAAAUACAUAUUUUGCUCCUUAAAGACCACAGUCAAAUUACAUUUGAAGAACUGCCUCAAAGACAAACUAGUAGUACAGCAUUGUUUAAUGUCACUCGAAGUGGAAAACUUUACACAACUCAGCUCAUUGAUGCUGAGCACCUUUGUAUGUACAAUACAGAGUGUUUCAAAACUAUCAAAAUUGCUGUUCGACAAGCAGAAACUUUUAUCAAAGUACUAAAAGUACGUGUUUUCAUAAAAGACGUUAAUGAUAACGAACCAACUUUUCCGAAAAAAUUGGUGAAAAUAGAUUUUUCUGAAACAGAUAGGAAAGGAACAAUGAAAUCAAUUCCAAAUGCUAUUGAUAAAGACGUUGGCCUUCUGAACUCAAAGAUCACAUACCGAUUAAGAAAAAGUGCUGGUGAACCAUUUACACUUUUCGUAGCAGAAAAAGAAUUUGGCACAUCAAAACUUGGAAUUGUAUUAGAAAAAAGUUUAGACAGAGAAGUGAAAGAUGUAUAUAAACUCCAGGUAAUUGCAAAAGAUGAAGGAUCACCAAUAAAGAUAGGUAUUUUAGAAGUCCAGAUAUCUGUAACAGAUAUUAAUGACAAUAGGCCUGUUUUCUCUCAUAGUAUGAACAAUAUUUCUAUAAAAAACACACAUCCUCAAAAUAUACCUAUACUAGUAUUGUCAGCAACUGAUUUAGAUUCUGGCAAUAAUGGUAAUGUUUCAUAUCAAUUUAAUUCCAAAACGCCAGAAAUUGCCAAAGAAAAAUUCAAGUUAACAAAAAAUGGGGAAAUAUAUGCCCAAGAAAUUAGAAACUUGGGUAAAAAACAAUCAUAUAAACUGUUUGUUGAUGCAACUGAUGGUGGCAAUCCUCCAUUAAGUUCAAUUGCAAUGGUUUUAAUAAAUGUGAUUAACCAACAGAAUACACCUCCUGAAUUAGAUAUCAAUUUCGUUUCACAGCUGCAGGAAAACUUGGCUGCUAUUUCUGAAAAGAUUGAAGUUGGUAGUUUUAUUGCUUAUGUCAGUGUCAUAGAUAAUGAUGUUGGCAAGAAUGGAGAAGUUAGCUGCAGUCUUAACCAUGAUAAAUUCCAGCUUUUGAAUUUAGGUUCAAAGGAAUAUAAAAUAAUUAUGAAAAAACCUGUAAACAGGGAAGUGACUGAUCAUUAUGACAUGUCAAUCACAUGUGAAGAUGCAGGCAGUCCACCAUUACAAACUAAAAGAGAAUUUUCUAUUCAAGUUAUGGAUGUUAAUGACGUAAGACCACAGUUUAUAAAAAGCACUUUUAAAUUUCUUACUUAUGAAAAUGAAAAAUCAAAUUUUCCUGUUGGUUUUAUUAAUGCGACUGAUCCUGAUCUAGGGGAUGGUAGUAAGUUAGCUUAUUCUUUGGAAAAUGGUAAAAACCAGAUAUUACCUUUCAAGAUUACAAAUUAUGGGUUUAUUUCCACAAUCAAAUCCCUGGAUCGUGAACAACACAAAACUUAUUCAUUUAAAGUAAUUGUCAAAGACAAUGGAUCACCAUCUCUUAGUAACACAGCAAAUGUUAUUGUUGAGGUCAUGGAUGAAAAUGACAAUGCACCAUACUUCACAUUUCCUAGUGUUAACCCUUUUAGUCUAGAUGUUCAUUAUCACCCACAAAGCAAGAAUGACAUUACAGUCCUGAGAGCUUUAGAUAGAGACAGUCGAGAAAAUGCUUUCCUUAAGUAUAAUAUUAUUUCUGGGAAUGAGAAACAGUUAUUUACUGUCAAUACUUACUCCGGAAUGUUAUCAUUUUCUCGAAAAGUUUACCAAAAUGAUGCUGGAUCAUACAACCUUCUGUUAGUUGUGAAAGACAGUGGCAGCCCAGUGCUGUCAGCAACCACUACACUGUCCUUAACACUAACUGUCAGCAACAGAACAUCCCCAAUGCUGACAGCUGCUCACAUCCAAUCUAGUGACAUGAUAGAUAUCAACUUGGUCAUUGUCAUAGUUGUUACAGCUGUAGUGAUAUCAAUUGCUAUAGUUGUUAUAAUAACGAUAUGUAUAGUGAGAUGUAACAGAAGGAGAAAUAUGUUACAUACAGCAGCAAUGAAUCCAGCCAUGCAACCAGGACGAGAGAAAUGUUUAAUGAUAUCUCAGAGUAACAAUCCUUUUGCUAUAACACAGAACCCCGAAGAAGGGGUGCAUCAUAGUACACCAUCAAUGAGAUCCAGAAGGGAUUUCUGUCCAGAGCAGGAGCUACCUGUUGAAUGGACGUCAUUAACAUCACCUGGGAAAAUGCCUGCAUCAGUCCAAGCCUGCAUUCAAGAAGUUGGUGCAACAUCUGGAAGAAGUGAAAAGAAAUUUAUAUCAACACAGGACUAUUAUCCCAAAACUGUUUCUACCCCUAAGAACACUGGGCACAGCUUCCAUAAAAAGGAUACCAGCCCCUAUGAAGAGAUCCCGGGUAUGUAGUUUUGGUCUCUUAGU